This is a messenger RNA of Cylicocyclus nassatus, 1576 nucleotides long. Lineage: Eukaryota; Metazoa; Nematoda; Chromadorea; Rhabditida; Strongylidae. The record is from the annotation of a GenBank genome assembly.
GUGUAGUCUGUGCCUGGGUCAUCAUACUGAUAAGAGAUGUUGUUGGGUGAUUGAAUUUUCCGUUUGAUGCUUGAUCUCAUUCCAUUCUGCUGAAGCUAUUUUAAAUGAUGUCGAAGAAUGUCCUUACUCAGCUAAAUAAGAUACCAUUGCCCAAUUCGCUCAAGCGAUCUAUCGUCAGAAAUGAGGAUCGUGGAAAAGUUGUGUGCAUCAUUUUAGUAACUACGCUGCUCACGAUCAUGCCAGUUGGGUAUCACAUGGUUGUUCUGAAUGUUCCGGCAGCAGUGAUACAGCGCUCAAUCAACGAAAGCUUGUACAACACCUUCGGCGCAGCUCUAUCCUCGGGUUCAUCAGCACUUCUUUGGUUGGUUAGCGUUCGGUCCAUAAUCGUUUCUUGUCAGAGCAUAGGAGCCUUGCUUGGCUGUGUCAUGGUCACACCUAUUCUGAAUCGUUGUGGAGUGAAAAGCGCUCUGAUGCUUUUCAAUAAUAUAAUUUUGAUUGCACCGAAACAAAUCAAGGGCUCAUUGAGCUGUUUUCUACAUAUUGCUGUUUGUUUUGGAUCAGCUAUUGGAGCAAUCCUUUCUCUGGAUUUUAUGCUGGGAGGAGAAUCAACGUGGGGUUAUCUCCUACUCGCUCCUGGAAUACUUAGUGUGCUUCUAAUCGUGGCAGCUUUUAUGAUACCAGAAACUCCUAAUUUCUAUCUACAAAAUGGAUCCUAUAUCCAAGCAAUUCAAUCAAUAGAUUUUUACUACGGUAUCUCUUACGACGAUGAUGAUGAGGCCAUCAGGGAAUAUUGGGAUAUGGUUCCCGAAAUGCCAUCUCAAAUUUGCUUCUCUGAAGCAGUUAUGAAUCCGACAAUUUUGAAAGGAAUAUUUCUGGGAAUGAUAGUCAGCGCAAGUCAGAUAUUUUCGGGAAGCAUGGCUUCUGUAUCGUACUCAACUAGCAUGUUCUCAGCUGUGUCUUUUGACGAAUCAUUCAUUCCAUUCUUGCCUGCGCUGGGAGCACUUGUCUCUAUAGCACUGACUUUACCUGCUCUGAGAUUGGUCGAGACCACAACUCGGCGCUCACUCCUGCUCAGCACACUUUUGCUAUGCCUUUUUGCAGAUUGUCUACUUUUACUCUUCUCACUUCUCUCCAUGGACGAAUGGUGGGCUUCAUGGCUCUAUCUAAUCAGCUUUUUCAUUUAUGGGAUAGGCUACAACCUUGGCACCGGUCCAGUGGCUUACUUCAUUCCCGCUGAACUAGUGCCUGCAGAAGCAGCCAGUGUAUCUCUGGGAGCUGCUGUGGCCGUCAAUUGGAUAAGUUCUAUGGUAACUACUUUGCUAUACUACCCAUUAAAUGAAUCUGUACAGGGCUGGAGUUAUCUCAUAUUCAUCAUCCCUACGUCUCUAUUCUUAAUAAUCCUGUUCUUCUUCCUUCCUGAGACGAGGUUUCACUACCGGUCAGAUACCAUCGACAGUCGGUUACUAGCGGACCUAGGACAGCCGUCUCCUUAUGGGACUUUUGAAGACGAUGAAAUUGAUUUAUUUUGAUACUGACGCGAUCUUUGUCCUUCGUGUGUUUGAUUGUAUAAAAGCUU